Molecule: messenger RNA, 5298 nt
Organism: Pleuronectes platessa (European plaice)
Lineage: Eukaryota; Metazoa; Chordata; Actinopteri; Pleuronectiformes; Pleuronectidae
Product: E3 ubiquitin-protein ligase MARCHF6
Exons: 26
Coding region: 227-3004 (925 amino acids)
Cellular component (GO): endoplasmic reticulum membrane
Molecular function (GO): zinc ion binding
Source: RefSeq, a predicted model, not a curated record
CGCCAUCGUGUGGUGAAAUUACUGCAUGAUCACAUGUUGCAUUUAGGAAGUGCAGACUGCCCGCUGACGAUGUGUGCGAGUGUUGCUAUUAAAACACAUUGUACACUGACGGUCACAGACACCUGGACACUGGCCUCCGCGGUAUAAACACGAGUUCUACAUGUAGUUAUCGCAGUGGCUGACUAGCCUGAGCAGUGGAGCAGGGCUGCUUUAGCACCCAGUCAAGAUGGACACCGCAGAGGAAGCUGACAUCUGCCGGGUCUGCCGGUCAGAGGGGAGCCAUGAAAAGCCGCUCUUCCACCCCUGUGUUUGCACUGGCAGCAUCAAGUUCAUCCAUCAGGAAUGCCUACUGCAGUGGUUAAAACACAGCAGAAAAGAAUACUGUGAAUUAUGUAAACACAGGUUCGCAUUUACACCAAUCUACUCUCCAGACAUGCCAUCUCGCUUGCCUGUCCAGGAUAUCUUUUCAGGUCUGGUCACCAGUAUCGGAACAGCCAUAAGAUACUGGUUCCACUACACACUAGUGGCCUUUGCCUGGCUAGGCGUUGUGCCUCUCACAGCAUGUCGCAUUUACAAGUGUCUAUUUACUGGCUCUGUGAGCUCACUCCUCACCCUCCCAUUAGAUAUGCUUUCAACACAAAACCUGCUUGCAGACUGUCUCCAGGGUUGUUUUGUGGUCACUUGCACGCUGUGCGCCUUCAUCAGCCUGGUGUGGCUCAGAGAGCAGAUUGUCCAUGGUGGCCCCCCUCAGUGGUUGGAGCAGAAUCCACUGCCUUUGGUGCCCAACCAGCCCAACGGCCCUGCACCUGCUAAUGAGGUGCCAGGUGGUAACGCUGCAGUCAACGCCCAGGCUGCAGCUGACGCCGCAGCAGCCCAGCACCCUGCAGACCCUGCCGAAGACGGCCUGGCUCCUGGCAACCCACAUGAAGUCGGCAACCAGGGAAAUGGUGCUGAACCCGACGAAGACGACGAUGGGGAGGAGGAAGAAGAUGAGGAGGAGGAUGAGGAAGGAAGAGAAGAAGAUGCUGCUGAUGCCAAUAAUGGAGGACAAGAAGAUUUAAACUGGAACGCUCUGGAGUGGGACCGUGCAGCAGAGGAGCUGACCUGGGAGAGGAUGCUUGGACUGGAUGGCUCCUUGGUUUUCUUGGAGCAUGUCUUCUGGGUGGUGUCUCUCAAUACACUCUUCAUCCUUGUCUUUGCAUUUUGUCCAUAUCACAUUGGCCAUUUCUCUGUGGUUGGACUGGGCUUUGAGGACUAUAUUAAAGCUUCUCACUUUGACGGCCUCGUCACCACCAUACUGGGUUACAUCCUCCUAGCAGGAGCUCUCAUGGUUUGUCAUGUACUAGCUUCAUUAGUAAGAUUCCAGCGGUCCAGACGACUCCUGGGUGUCUGCUACAUUGUUGUCAAGGUGUCCCUGCUGGUUGUCAUGGAAAUAGGCUUGUUCCCACUGAUUUGUGGCUGGUGGCUCGACAUUUGCUCACUGGAAAUGUUCGAUGCCACCUUGAAAGACAGGGAGCAGAGUUUUGACUCGGCUCCUGGUACGACGAUGUUCCUCCAUUGGCUGGUCGGCAUGGUCUACGUCUUCUACUUUGCCUCUUUCAUCCUUUUGCUUCGAGAGGUUCUUCGGCCAGGUGUGCUGUGGUUCCUGAGGAACCUGAACGAUCCAGACUUUAACCCAGUCCAAGAGAUGAUCCACCUGCCCAUCUACAGACAUCUGCGGAGGUUUAUUCUCUCUGUGGUGGUGUUUGGUUCCAUAGUUUUGCUGAUGCUUUGGCUCCCCAUUAGAAUCAUUAAACUGUUCUUCCCAACCUUCCUUCCUUACAACGUCAUGCUUUACAGUGAUGCCCCAGUGAGCGAGCUAUCGUUAGAGCUGCUUUUACUUCAGGUUGUUCUGCCGGCCCUGUUGGAGCAGGGUCACACUCGCCAGUGGCUCAAGCGGCUUGUUCACGCCUGGACGUUCACAGCUGGAUACAUGCUUGACCUUCACUCCUACCUGCUCGGAGAUCAUGAAGAUGAGGACAACCAACCACUCAACAAUCCUCCCGGUCGCCAUAACAACAACCGAAUCCCAGGCCUAGGGGAGGGGCUUCACGCUGCCCAUCAGGCUAUACUGCAGCAGGGCGGUCCUGUGGGUUUCCAGCCGUACCACCGGCCUGUCCAAUUUCCCCUCAAGAUCAUUCUAUUGGUCGUCUUCAUGUGUGUGACGCUGUUACUGGCUAGUCUGCUCUGCCUGACGCUGCCAGUGUGUGUGGGUCGCUGGCUGAUGUCUUUCUGGAUGGGCAGUGCCAUGGUUCAUGAGCUGUACACAGCAGCCAGUGGGCUCUAUGUCUGCUGGCUGGCCAUCCGAGCCGCCACAGUGCUGCUGUCCUGGAUGCCACAGGGGCGAAGCAUCAUCAUGCUCAAAGUCCACGAGUGGACGCUCAUGAUUCUUAAGACCAUCGUGGUAGCUGUGCUGUUAGCUGGAGUGAUACCUCUGCUGCUGGGUCUGCUGUUUGAGCUGGUCGUUGUGGCUCCUCUCAGAGUCCCACUGGACCAGACACCACUCUUCUAUCCCUGGCAGGACUGGGCGCUUGGCGUGCUUCAUGCUAAAAUCAUCGCUGCCAUCACACUGAUGGGCCCUCAGUGGUGGCUGAAAACUGUCAUCGAACAGGUGUAUGCUAACGGUAUCAGAAACAUCGACCUCCAUUUCAUCCUGCGACGACUGGCUGCUCCGGUCAUCUGUGUCCUGCUGGUGUCUCUCUCUGUGCCCUACAUCAUCUCUCAAGGCAUUACACCACUGCUUGGUGUUCAGCCAGUGAUGCAGACGCUGGUGGAGAGGAGGAUCUAUCCGUUCCUGCUGAUGGUGGUCAUACUCUUGGCCAUUCUCUCCUUCCAGAUACGACAGUUCAAACGCUUAUACGAACACAUCAAAAACGACAAAUAUCUAGUCGGACAGAGACUUGUAAACUAUGAACGUAAGACGGGCAGGAGCACAUCCAGCGCCUCCCUCAGCAGCUCCUCGUAGAGCUGACUCUGCUGCGGGAUCAAUGGAGCUGACUCGCUCUGUCCAGCACUGGGAGCUCUGUGUUGAAACUUGACUGUGUACUUCAAACACGACCUUAACGUAUGACUGAGCUCUAGUUCCAACUAUCAGUACUGCCACAGCAGGUUUGGAGACAAAGACCUUCAACAGUUUCAACGUAAUUUUCUGAACAAGGUUGUUAACCCAAUCUGUGAAUACUGUCGGCAUGAGGAAAACUCUGCAGAACCACGACCGUGUUAAUCCUGUCUAAUGUGUUUGUUUUCAUGUUCAACGCAGCUGUCAUUUUAAGUGGUAAAGGUUUGCGAAGUCGGGUCAGUUGAGCGAAGCUUUUACAGCAGAUUGUGGUUCCCUUUGUUUUUUUUAAUGAGAUAUUGUUUAGGUCACACUGUGUCUCUGAACAGGACAUUUUCAGGGUUGCGAAGGAGGGUCUGCUCCUGUUUGUAUCAGAUGAGGUAGUCAGUGAUAGGGAGGGAAAAACAUCAUGUAGCAAUGUGAUUGUAUUUUUUUUUCUCCGAUUUUUUUUUUUUUUUUUAAAUUAGAUGUGUUUUCAUAGAUUUUUUUGUGUUUAGUUGCUGGAGUGAACUGUAAGCCUUAGAGGAUUCAUUUCAACUGAAGGUGUAGAAAAAGAGAGAGACACACUCUGGACAAAGCCCAGGACCUUUUUCUGUUCCCCGAUAUACUCUCCUGUGAAUUGUUAACAGCCCUGGUUGUGUACGACCUUCCUGAGCUUUUAUUUGGGUAAAAAAACAAGUGAAAUCCAGCGACAGAAGAGGAGUUUAUGAACCUGAAAAAAGGUCCCAUGUUGGGUUAGGGUUAGCAGCAUAUAAACGGUGUCAAAGAACAUUUAAAAAGUAAAAGUGGCCUUUCAGAAUCUCAGUAGGUUCUUGAGUAACACCUUUAGUUUCACCCUGAUUGCUUUAUAUAGAUAUUUAUUCUCAAAGAUUUAAAAAGUAAUUGUGAGCUGACUGGUCGUCUGUGGCCUGUUAUUCUGUCAAUCGGCUGUUCUGACUCUUACUUCCCUGUGUCCUGUUAUGAGACAACAGCUGAAACCAACUCUAAAUGACUAAACACUGAGUCAAGUCAUACAAAUGAAGGUUUCCCCAGCAGGAGAUCAGUCGGUGGAUGUGGCCACUGUUUACCUUUGACAUGUCAUACCUUUAAUCAUCUCAGGUUUUAGUUUGUCUUUUUUUAAAUUGAAUUUCCCUCGCUGUCCACUGUUAAUCAGUCAGGUUGUGACAGCAGUUGUCUAAAUGUUUGGCCUUUGUAGUGGGAUUGUUUCUGGAGGAAGCUUCAGCUGCUCUCAAAGUUCACACGUGACCCACUUGAUCAUCAUUAAAUAGAAAUGGGAAUAUUCUCUCUCCACAUCUUAGAACCAGGAGAUAGUUAGCUCACCAUAGCAUAGCUUGGCAUAAAAACUGGAAACACAACAAGACAAACUCUACACAAUGUCACUUUGCAGUAUGACAAGGGAGUCUGCUCUUCAUCUGGCCUCAAGACACAAGUGUUCUCAUUUAGCAAGAGAAUAAACAUACACUGUAUAUAAUUAAGUAUUUGGUAUAAUGUAUGUCAAAUCUAUGACAAAUCCAUGACAAUUGAAUUGAAGAAUUUUUAAAACAGAUGUUUGAAAGACCAGUCAUAGUAUCUGAAACAAGCUCCUGCCAUUCUUUCAUGGGGAGAUGUUAUCUUUUAAUUUGUUUAAUUUUGUUUAUAUUUUUGACGAGAGUCAAGCAGAGAUUAAAAUGUUUUUGUUGUCAUGCAAAUGUGUUAAUGGGCUGCACUUUAUUACACUGUUAGAAAUAAUCUCAGUCUGUGUGUAAGUGGGUCAACACAGCAGGGUUUGUGUGUUCUUCACUGAGGUGUCACUGUUUCAUUGUGGUGACCCUGCACAACAUGUUUCACAUCAAAGGCGAAUUUCAGUUUAGCGUCUGUUGUUGACACUGUAUCUGUCUUAGUGUUUUCACUUGGAGUUUGGUAAAUAUAAAUUGCUUUUCUAUUGAUAGGGAUUGUGAAUGACCUUAACUUUAGUGCUGACGGCUAUAGUAUAGCUGUGUGGAAUGCUCACAUUAUAUAUGAUGCUAUAAAGUGACCUUUUAGUAUCUUGUUGAACUGAGCUGGACACUUAACAUUUUGGUCUUGGAAUUUCAAUUUUUUGAAUCAAAUGAUUUCUAUUUUUAUAUGUGCAAAAAAGCAGUGGCAUGUACUGUAACACAAACGUAUAAACUUAAAGGUCACUGUUGGUUCGCUAACAUGAAACAAUAAUAAAUCACUGUAUUGAG